GGCGGAGUGCGGGCGGCGCUGCUGGUGCUGCUGACCGCCUGCUGCGGGCGGGGAAGCGGUGGCGCAGACGGCACUGGCGGCGGGGGAGGAGGAGGAGGAGGAGGAUCACUUGCUCUCCCUCGCCGCCACGGGGGUGGUGCUGAGCUGCCUGGCCGCCGUGACAUGGCUGGUACUGGAGCUGAGGCAGGGCGUCCUCAUGCUCGCCGUGACUAGCGCGGCCAAGACCACGUCCCUCGUCGCCUUGGAGAGGGUCCCGGCGUCCUGGCGGCCCUACCUGGCCUACCUGCUGGGGCUGCUGGGCAUCCUUCUGGCCGGCUACGCCGAGCGGCUGUGGCCCCCGCGGCGGGCCGCCCCGCUGGCCGAGCGUCCCGCCGCCCCCCCGGCCGCGGACGAAGCCCCGGUGCCCAGGCGGAGGCGGCGGUCCAGCUCCAUGAUCUCCCCCGAGAUGUCGGGCGGCGGCGGCGGUAACAAGACGCACCGGAGGACCUCACUGCCCUGCAUCCCCCGGGAGCAGCUCAUGGGGCAUUCUGAAUGGGAUCACAAACGAGGACCCAGAGGCUCACAGUCUUCUGGCACCAGUAUCACCGUGGAUAUUGCUGUCAUGGGAGAAGCCCACGGGCUCAUCACAGACCUGCUGGCUGACCCUUCGCUGCCCCCCAACGUGUGCACGUCGCUGAGAACAGUGAGCAACCUGCUCAACACACAGUUAACCUUCCAGGCCAUCCACAAGCCAAGGGUGAACCCCUUGGUGUCCUUCAGUGAGAACUACACCUGCUCCGACUCAGAGGAAUGUCCGGAGAAAGGAGAGAAGCUGGCUAUUCCCAAGCGCUUACGGAGAAGUUUGCCCCCAGGGCUGCUGAGACGAGUGUCCUCAACCUGGACCACAACGACAUCAGCCACGGGACUGCCCACCCUGGAGCCAGCUCCAGUGAGGAGGGAUCGCAGUGCCAGCAUCAAACCUCAUGAGUCUUCUUCGUCCAGCUCUGACUCCUGGAACAGCUCCAUCCUGAUGACAAUCACCAAGAGCAGGUCCUUCUCCAGCUCCUACGCCGUGUCCUCCACCAACCACCUGAAUGCCAAAAGACAGAGCAGGCAAGGUAUCCCACCAAAUAUUUCACCUCUCACCUCCCCAUGCCAUUCACCGAUUCAGGGGACGCCUGCCACAAGUCCUACUGGAAAAACAUCUUCUGUGUCAUUUCCAGAGCCUACAGACACUGACACCAAGCAGGGCUUAAAGCCACACAAAGUCUUAACUUCUACUCAGAGUGCACCUACCCUGUCAGACCCUAUUAUCAGCCCCUCCAUUAUCUGCAGCAGCUGUGGCAGACCCUACAACCAAAUAGAAGCUGGUGAUGGGACACUAAAUAGAAAUGAUGGUACUACACACACCCUGAACAAAACAGAUGAUCCUGCUCAAGCCACUUCUGACUAUGAGACCAACAACAGUGACAGCAGUGACAUCGUGCAGAACGAUGACGACACCGAUUGCUCCAAGGAGCAGCCACGGAAGGGAUCCAGCUGUAGGUCCUACACGCCCGAGACCAUCAUCCUGCAGGACAAGCCUGUACUGGCUCCUGAGCCUCUGGUUAUGGACAACUUGGAUCCCCUGAUGGAGCAGCUAAAUAGUUGGAACUUCCCAAUCUUUGAUUUGGUGGAAAAAAUUGGGAAGAAAUGUGGUCGGAUUCUCAGCCAGGUAUCAUACAGGCUUUUUGAAGAUAUGGGGCUGUUUGAAACAUUUAAAAUACCAGUGAAGGAAUUUAUGAACUACUUUCAUGCAUUGGAGUGUGGAUACCGAGAGAUACCUUAUCACAACCGAAUCCACGCCACCGAUGUUCUGCACGCCGUGUGGUACCUCACAACCCAGCCCGUCCCGGGACUGCCAACUGUCAUCAAUGACCACGGGUCAGCAAGUGAUUCAGAUUCUGACAGUGGAAUCACUCACAGCCACAUGGGCUACGUGUUUUCGAAGACGUACACACCUACAGAUGACAGCUAUGGGUGCCUGGCUGGCAACAUCCCUGCCCUGGAGCUGAUGGCUCUUUAUGUAGCUGCAGCCAUGCAUGAUUAUGAUCACCCAGGAAGGACCAAUGCCUUCUUGGUAGCAACGAGUGCUCCUCAGGCAGUGCUGUACAACGACCGCUCCGUGCUGGAGAACCACCACGCGGCUGCAGCCUGGAACCUCUUCAUGUCCAGACCCGAGUACAACUUCCUGGUCAACCUGGACCACCUGGAGUUCAAGCACUUCCGCUUCCUCGUCAUCGAGGCCAUUCUGGCUACUGACCUGAAGAAACACUUCGAUUUCGUUGCCAAAUUCAACGCCAAGGUGAACGACGAUGUUGGAAUUGACUGGACCAACGAGAAUGACCGCUUGCUGGUUUGUCAGAUGUGCAUCAAACUGGCUGACAUCAACGGGCCUGCAAAAUGCAAAGACUUGCACCUGCAGUGGACAGAAGGCAUCGUCAAUGAGUUCUAUGAACAGGGUGAUGAAGAGGCCAGCCUGGGACUGCCAAUCAGUCCCUUCAUGGACCGCUCUGCUCCUCAGCUGGCACACCUCCAGGAAUCCUUCAUCACCCACAUCGUGGGACCACUGUGCAACUCCUAUGACUCAGCAGGGCUGAUGCCAGGAAAAUGGAUAGAGGAUAGUGAUGAAUCAGGAGACACUGAUGAGCAAGAAGAGGAAGAGACAGUAGAAAUGGAAACUUGUGAAAAUGCCGAAUCCAGAAAGAAAAAGUUCAAGAGGAGGAAAAUCUACUGUCAGAUCACUCAGCACCUGCUUCAGAACCACAAGAUGUGGCAGAAAGUGAUUGAAGAUGAGGAGAGGUUAGCUGGGUCCAAGAAGCAAGGCACGGAGCAAUCCCCACUGCACCAAUCUUCAGAACAAAUCCAGGCCAUCAGGGAGGAGGAGGAGGAGAAAGGGAAGGCCAAGAAGGAUGAAGAGGAGAACACGACUGUAGAACCAAACCAAUGA
Molecule: messenger RNA, 2968 nt
Organism: Cinclus cinclus
Lineage: Eukaryota; Metazoa; Chordata; Aves; Passeriformes; Cinclidae
Gene: PDE3A
Product: phosphodiesterase 3A
Exons: 16
Coding region: 197-2968 (923 amino acids)
Biological process (GO): oocyte maturation; positive regulation of oocyte development
Cellular component (GO): cytosol
Molecular function (GO): 3',5'-cyclic-AMP phosphodiesterase activity
Source: RefSeq, a predicted model, not a curated record